Molecule: messenger RNA, 1147 nt
Organism: Daktulosphaira vitifoliae (grape phylloxera)
Lineage: Eukaryota; Metazoa; Arthropoda; Insecta; Hemiptera; Phylloxeridae
Exons: 4
Coding region: 40-1101 (353 amino acids)
Source: RefSeq, a predicted model, not a curated record
ACAAGUUAUUUAGUUAAAGUAAUUACUAAUUAUCUUAUAAUGUUAAACUCUUUUAAUUUCUUAUUAUGUUUAUUGAUUUUCCACUCAAUUUCGUUAUUAGAAACAAGACAAAAUAAAUCUUCUAAAUUUGGAAUAAUUAAAAAUAUUCUCAGUAAUGUCCAUUGGAAUAGUUUUAAUGAUGUGGAAUAUGUUAAAUAUUGGAGUAAAAAUUACUACCUAAUAGAUAUGUUGGGAGAGGGUAAACUAAAAUAUUUGGAUACACGUAUACGAAUUGCAACGAUAUUUCUAGAUUGUGCUACUACAAAUUUUUUAUAUACUAUUCUCAAUUUGAUGGAAUAUUUCAGAAAUCAAUGUGUAAAUAUUUUGAAACAAGAUUCAAGUAAAGUACCUGAAUGUGUUGUUGAUAUUUUAAAUAUUGUACCUUCCAUCAAGCUUAUGUUAUCAAUGAUGAAAAGUGCUAUAGAUUAUCUAGAGAGUUUUCAUAGAAUACCACGAAAAGAGAAUAAGAAGAACAUUUGCAUUUUAACUUCUGUAAUUGACUAUUUACAAACUUACAUAAAUUUAGAAUAUUGGUCCUUUUUAAAAGAUAAUUACAAAGUCACUGAUUGUACACAAAAUAACUUUAGUAACAGUAAAUUAGUGGCUCUUGCAAAUUUUCAUCAUAAAAUAAGAGGACACCUAGAUUUAAAUGCUGAAAAGUAUUGCAGUUUGAAAUUGGAUUUAGAUUGGAACAAAUGGAUUAAUGAAUAUAAUUAUGGUAUUCAUAAAACAGAGUCUAAUUUACUUGAACUUCUUAAAAAUGAAAUUUAUGAAAAAAUAGAAAAUUUUAUUCUAGAAAAAUAUUUGAAAUUUGGAUUUCAAUAUGAUUUUGCUACUGACAAAACUUCUCUAUUAGAAAUACAUGACAUAGUGAAUAAUGAAAAUUAUUAUCCAAUUCUUAACAAGAGUAUGGAUGAAGAGUUCAAUGAAAAUUUAAAUGUAUCACCUAGUGAAAGUAUUAAAGAAGGAUCAAGUACACAAUCCAAAGCUAAAGAUUCUGAAGAUUCUGUACUAAUCAAAUUACCUGAACAUUUACGUCAUUUUAAUAGUUACCUGCAUUAAUUGUUCUUUAUAUGUUUAAAAUUUACAACUUAAAUUUUGAUAGCAC